This is a messenger RNA of Vigna umbellata (rice bean), 738 nucleotides long. RefSeq names its product agamous-like MADS-box protein AGL80. The record is from RefSeq and is a predicted model, not a curated record. Gene Ontology annotation, molecular function: protein dimerization activity; DNA-binding transcription factor activity, RNA polymerase II-specific; RNA polymerase II cis-regulatory region sequence-specific DNA binding. NCBI's taxonomy places the organism in Eukaryota, Viridiplantae, Streptophyta, Magnoliopsida, Fabales, Fabaceae. Gene Ontology annotation, biological process: positive regulation of transcription by RNA polymerase II.
UCUUCUGAUCACUGUUAUGGCCAGAAAGAAGUUGGAUCUGACAUACAUCACCAAUGACUCAAAGAGAAAGACAACCUUAAAGAAAAGGAAACAUGGUUUGAUCAAGAAAAUGAAUGAAAUUAGCACCCUUUGUGGGAUUGAGGCAUGUGCCAUAAUCUAUUCUCCAAAUGAUCCUCAGCCAGAGGUUUGGCCAUCUGAGCCAGAAGUACAAAGGGUGCUUUCCAAGUUCAUGGAAAUGUCUGAGCAGAAACAAUGCAGAAAGAUGUUGAAUCAGGAGAGCUUGUUGAAGCAAAUAAUCAUCAAAGGCCAACAGCAGUUGACAAGACAAAGGAAUGACAACAGGAAGAAAGAAAUGACUCAUCUCAUGUUUCAGUACUUGAAUGUUGGGAGGGUUUAUGACAAUCCCAGUUUGAUAGAUUUGAAUGAUCUCUCAUGGCUGAUUGAUCAGAACCUGAAUGAAAUAAAAAAGAAGAUGACUAUGAUCCAAAUCCAAGAAGGGGCACCAGUGACUGAAAAUGGAGGAGAACGUGGACACAUGCAUCAUGCUCAAGGGCUAGAGAACAGGACCGACACCAUUCAGAACCAAUAUUGAUUCGUGGAAUCCUUUUCAGUUGUUAAUGUCUAAAAAGCCUUUGGCCAAAACCAUGUCUCCUUUAAAGAGAGUUUCUAUGGUUUUUCUCAUUGGAACUAGCAAUUCUUAGCUUAAUGUCUUUCUUCGUACUAUGUUUUUAUUUUGGU